AUGAAGAGCUCCGUAAACAGCCCGAGUGACCUUCUCUUCCUGAAUUUCAACCAGGACGCCUCAUGCAUCAGCGUUGGCACUCGCCAAGGGUUUGGUAUCUACAACUGUGAACCUUUCAGCAAGUGCUUCCAGGAAGAUAUUGGGGGCAUCGGGAUCGCUGAGAUGCUGUAUUGUACCAGUCUUGUGGCUCUGGUUGGUGCUGGAGAUCAGCCUGCGUUCUCACCGCGUCGACUGCGUGUGUGGAACACCAAGACAGGAGCAGCGAUAUGUGACUUGAACUUUGUCACGGCCGUGUUGGCCGUGCGUAUGAACCGACAGAGGUUGAUUGCAGUACUGGAGCGCAAGAUUUACAUCUUUGACAUUAGUACCAUGAAGAUUCUGGAGACGUUGGACACGUCCCCGAAUCCAAAAGCGUUGUGCGUGCUCUCUCCGCACGACAAUGGACAUCUAGCUUUCCCCUCUGGAGCUAUGCCAGGAGAGAUCGUGCUGUAUGAUGCCAACAAUCUUGGUGUGCUGAACGCAUUUCAGGCACAUCGCACGGCACCCGUGUCGAUGGCAUUCAACAUUCAAAGCACACUACUUGCAACAGCUUCCGAGUCGGGAACACUGAUCCGCGUGUUUGCCGUUCCAAGUGGGACGAAAGUUGCGGCCUUUCGACGAGGGUCCUAUGGUGCUCAAGUCUACUGUCUAGCCUUCAACGAGAGCUCCACGAUUCUGUGUGCUUCGAGUGACACAGGUACCAUCCACUUCUUCUCUCUAACUGGGGCGGAAAGUUCGGCUACAGGUAGCUUCGGCCAUUUCACGCCGAUCACGUUUACACUGGCUGUCGCUGGAAGCACCUUCGGCUCCACGGUCUUUGGCAGUGCUGCUGCUCCAUCCAGCUCGGUCCCAACAACCGUUGACUCUUCGCCUGGCAAACCCUCGGCAAAUGCUGUCAACGUCAGUACCACGACACGGACGACGCGUAGUACCAGCUCUGCUGUCAGUAAUUUCGAUGAUGUGGCUGGCGUCAUGAGCGCCUACCUUCCCAGCUCUUUUUCGGGUAUCGCCGAAGGAACUCGUGAUUUCGCUUAUGCUCGACUUCGCUCAACUGGAGUACCGAAUCAGUGUGCGAUCCACGGUCCUAGGGACAACGAUAACCCGAUUGUACAGUUAUAUGUCGCAACUGCCGACGGCUACUUUUACGAGUACUCGCUGAACCUUACUAUCGGAGGCAAAUGCAAGCUGGAACGGGAAAACGUCAUUCGCGAUAGCACGUCCGAAGAGAUCGAGGCCAUCUACAUGUCGUAG
Molecule: messenger RNA, 1290 nt
Organism: Peronospora matthiolae
Lineage: Eukaryota; Oomycota; Peronosporomycetes; Peronosporales; Peronosporaceae
Source: the annotation of a GenBank genome assembly